UGCCGGCUGAUGCAGCUGGCGGUCUGAGGAGGGACGCUCAGAGGCACACCACCCAGGCCCCAUGGCAUGAAGCACGGCUUUGGCUGUAGCCCAGGAGUCUGGCUUUGUGGUUUGUGCUGAAGUUAGGAUGAACAAUUGAGACCUUCUCUCAUUCUUCCUAGCAACAGGGACACCUUCAACUGUAAGUAUUUUUGUAAGCAGGGUUGUCAUUUAGUUUUAAUAUCUAAAAAAUGCUAUAGUGUUUUAAGAAGUGGUUUGCUUGAUAGUGUUUUUGAUUUUUUUUCCUUGUUUCGUUUUUUGUUUGUUUGUUUGCUUGUUGUUGGUUAAGGUUAAUUAGUUAAGAUUCUUCUGGUUUUUGAGUUGAGCCACCUGAGAUUGAUCUGAGGAUAGUUUCAGUUUGGAGCAUUGUCUUUGGUUUUAAGACAGACUAUUUGUAUUGUUUUUGAGGAAGUGCUUCCAAUACAAUUCUUUGUUCUGAUGACUCAUUUUCUACAAUUAUUGGAAGUGGGAGGAAGUCCACAUAUAUCUACACAGUUUUAAACUUAUAACUAGACCUGUGCCAUUCUAUAUGCUGUUUCAUGUAUAUGUAUAUAUAUGUAUGUUACUUUUUGAGUAUUCAGCUUCUGAACUUUAUCAAUGUUAUGCUGUGCUUUUUUCGUUUAACCCAGAAACUAGAGUUAGAGAAACAAGAGCCCUCUCCAUUCUGCACCGUUGUUAGCCUGUUCAAUAGAGACUGAUGUUGCAUUUUUUUUUAUUUCUCUGUGUAAGGAGCUGAAAGACAAUGUGAACAAACUCAUUGCAUUUGAGGUAGCUGCUGGCCAGGCCUGUUGCAACAGCUGAUGGGCUCCUCUGAGUUCCAAGAGCUAUUUUGGUAGAUUAGCUGGGAUCAAGGCUCUCCAGUUCAGGCCAUAAAAGGCCCGUCCCCUGUGAGCUGCCCCACUGCUUCUGACCGCGUCCUUCCAGGCUGAAGUGUCCUCAGGUUUCACGUGGAUUUACCCAGUAAUGGAUGGCCACACCAAGGCCAGAUUGGGGAAGUUCAGCAUCAGGGACACUGGGAGACUGACAACUUCCAAAAGAAGACUCUUUUUAAUAAUAUUUUGGCGAUCUUUUUUCAGAGAAACUUUGGGGAUGUAGCCUUCACCUAUGUACUGCAGUUGGCACCCACAUGCCUCGUGGAGAGCACCGUUCUAAAUUUAUCCUGUUCUGAAUCAUCACUUCGAAUAGAUGCACUUGCCUGGUUUGCAUUGUGAUAUUUGAUUUGUAUAGUGUUUUUUGGCCUAACUUUUGAUAUUUUACUUUUUGUUUAGAAUUUGAAAGUAGUGUUCAUUGAAAGGAGGAGACCCAAAGAAAAUACUUAAGGACGCCCAAAUCUGGAUUCAAGGAUAUAUCGUGUUUUGUUUUGUUCUUUUUAAUUAGAAAAAUAAGGAAGUAGAGUUUGAUUUCCCCCCCUUUUAACGUAGAGGAACAAGGAUUAUACAGAAAUUUGAACUUUCAGAAAGAGCUCUUGCUUGAAGAUAAAGAACAGUUUGCUAACUGCAGAAGAAGAAGCGAUGCUAAGUUUUUAACUGCACUUCCUAAAGUUGCAGAAUUAAGAAAAAUCUUUGAACCAAAGAGGAAAGAAUUUUUAGAAAUGAAAAGAAAAGAAAGAAUUGCCAGGCGCUUAGAAGGAAUUGAAACGGACACCCAGCCCAUCCUCUUGCAGAGCUGCACAGGGUUGGUGACGCACCGGCUGCUGGAGGAAGACACGCCCAGAUACAUGCGUGCCACAGACCCGACCAGCCCCCACACCGGCCGAUCUAAUGAAGAGGAAGAAACUUCUGAUUCUUCGUUAGAAAAGCAGAGUCGACCUAAACACUGCCCAGAAACCCCAGGGGUCCAUGGUGACUCAGGUAUCAUGGACACCCAGAGUCUGGAGUCCAAAGCUGAAAGGAUCGCAAGGUACAAAGCAGAGAGAAGACGACAACUGGCAGAAAAAUAUGGGCUAGCUCUGGACUCUGAGGCAGACUCUGAAACUCCGUCUCGAUACACCAAGUCCAGGAGGGAGCCAGAUGCUGUUGAGAAAAGGGGAGGAAAAAGUGAAAGGCUGGCUGAGUCAAGCAAAGACUACAGUUCUUCGUAUUCCAGGGCUGAGAUUCCAGGGCUCAGGACCAGCGUGGCUGAAUCCCAGGACUACACCCUCCAUACCAGGGACAGUGUUGUCAACGCAGAGGUGCUGCUCAACAUGGAAAACCAAAGACGAGGUCAAGAGCUGAGUGCCACUGGGCAGCAGGCCCACGAACUGCCCCCCACAGUUGAGAGUUCCUCAUCCUUCUCGUUCUCCGGGCAAGACUGCUCCUUCAGUGAAGUGCCAAGGUCCCCAAAGCAAAUGCACAGUGUACCCCUCUCCUCACCUGGGCAGCCAGCCUCCCCAAGCCACUCUGGUGACCCACCACUCCCUGCUGAGGCUCGAUCCAGUACAGGGAAACUCAAACAUGAGUGGUUUCUCCAGAAAGAUUCCGAAGGGGACACACCUUCACUUAUCAACUGGCCUUCCAGAAUUAAAGUUAGAGAAAAAAUGGUGAAAGAGGAGAGUGCUCGCAGCAGCCCAGAACUUGCCUCAGAGUCCUUAACUCAGAGGAGACAUCAGCCAGUGCCGGUGCAUUACCUGUCCUUUCAGUCAGAAAACUCGGCCUUUGAUAGGGUCACAGCCAAAGCAGCCGGCUCUGCCCGACAGCCGAUCCGGGGCUAUGUCCAACCAGCAGAUCCUGUGCACACAGCAAUGCUGGUGACUUCAGAAACCCCAGAAAGUGUGUCCGAGUGCAGCUGGGUGGAAUCAGCCACCCAGAACGCCAUGAAGCCUCCCACCCUGAAGGUUCUCGAAAGUGAGAGAAGAGAUACCCCCAUCCUCCAUAUCUGUGAAUCACAAGCAGAAGAAGAGGUGCCCCUGACAGAAGCUCUCGAGAAAAGCAGGAAAGCACUCCUGGCUUUGGAGGACAGUGGGCUUGAGGGAAGUCAUGACGACCCCUCUGGAAAGGAGGAGUUUGGCAUGUCCACUCUUGGCACUAUCACCUUGGAACACCAGGAGGAGCCAGAAAGUCCAUCACACCCACCUCAAGCCCAGCACCAGUUCACUGAGAGGACAGGCAGGAGCGAAAUGGUUGUGCAUGUUCAGAGAGAGCCUGUGUCCCAAGAUGCCAGAUUGACAGAUCACAAAAAAGAAGCAUCAAGGAGGAAGCUCAAGGUCCUCACCCGCUCCCUGUCUGACUACACGGGCCCCCCUCAGCUCCAGGCCCUGAGGGGUCAGGAACAGUCUGAGCGGCAGAGUUCCAGAGCUGAGGGGCCCCACGCGGAGGCGAGCGUGCUGGACACCAAGGUCUCUGUCGCCCAGCUCCGAAAUGCAUUUCUGCAGUCUGCCAGUGCCAGCAAGAAACCUGAACUCCAAUCGCGGCUUGAGAGGUCAACCAAAGGAGUUGGCUUGCCUACCAGUGUGGAACGGGAGAGAGGGUCCCGGAAACCACGACGCUAUUUUUCUCCUGGUGAAAAUAGAAAAGCUUCUGAGAGAUUUAGAACUCAACCUAUAACCUCAGCAGAACGAAAGGAGUCGGAUAGGUCUACUUCAAAUGCAGAAAUGCCAACGGCUGAGGAUGAAGAAAAGGUAGAUGAACGAGCCAAGCUGAGUGUUGCUGCCAAGAGGCUGCUUUUCAGGGAAAUGGAAAAGUCGUUUGAUGAGAAAAAUGUUCCAAAGCGACGUUCGAGAAACGCGGCUGUGGAGCAAAGACUACGGCGUCUGCAGGACAGAUCCCACACCCAGCCCGUGACCCCCGAGGAGGUGGUCAUUGCAGCCACUGAACCUCUCCCUGCUUCGUGCUCUGUGGCCACCCACCCUGUAAUGACAAGACUUCCUAGUCCCACUGUAGCUAAGAGCACUGUGCAGCCUGCCAGAUUACAGGCAUCUGCUCACCAAAAGGCUUUAGCCAGAGACCAGGCAAAUGAGGGCAAAGAUUCUGCUGAACAAGGUGAACCUGAUUCCUCCACUCUAAGCUUGGCAGAGAAGUUGGCCUUGUUUAACAAAUUGUCCCAGCCAGUCUCAAAAGCUAUUUCUACCCGAAACAGAAUAGACACGAGACAGAGGAGAAUGAAUGCUCGCUAUCAAACUCAGCCAGUCACACUUGGAGAGGUGGAACAGGUGCAAAGUGGAAAGCUCAUUCCUUUCUCACCCACGGUUAACACAUCUGUGUCCACCAAGGCAUCGACGGUCACUCCAAUGUACGCAGGGGAUCUUCGGACAAAGCCACCCAUGGAUGACAACACAAGUGCCACUGACUAUAAGUUUCCUUCUUCGUUAGAAAACUCAGAUGUUCCAGUUAGAAGCAUUCUGAAGUCCCAAGCCUGGCAGCCCUCAGGAGAGGGCAGUGGGAACAAAGGCAUGUUGAGAGAGUUUGGAGAGACAGAGAGUAAGAGAGUCUUGACAGGUAGAGACAGUGGUGUUAAAAAGCACGAGUCCUUUGAGGAGGCAGAGCCAUCCUACCCCAUUCUCAACCGAGUCCGGGAAGGAGACAGCCAGAAAGAACCUAAAUAUGCUGUCCUGAGAAAGGGGAGCCUGGAGCCGGCUAAUGCUCCUGUCGCUUACCUUGGUGAUGAGGAAUUUCCCGCUGCUAAAAGCAUUGCACAGGGGAACCCAGACUUGAAGGACAGGCAGCCCUUUGAAGAGAAGGUGGACGUGGAGAAUGUCACAAAGAGGAAGUUUUCGCUGAGAGCGGCCGAGUUCGGAGAGCCCACUUCUGAGCAGACCGGCACAGCUGCUGGGAAAACUGUUGCUCCAGCUGCAGCCCCAGUGUCCUGGAAGCAGCAGGAGCCUUCAGCGCAACCACAGGAGAAGCUCUAUAGGAAUCCAUGUGCGAUGUUUGCUGCUGGAGAGAUCAAAACGCCAGUGGUGGAGGGCAUCCUUGAUUCACCCAGCAAAACCAUGUCAAUUAAAGAAAGAUUAGCACUGCUGAAGAAGAGCGGGGAGGAAGAUUGGAAAAACAGACUUAGCAGAAAGCAGGAGUACGGCAAAGCAUCCAUCACGAGCAGCCUGCACAUACAAGAGGCGGAGCAGUCACUCAAGAAGAAGGAAGAAGGAGGAGUCACAGAUGAUAGUGCCAUUUCUAAUCUGCUUUGGGAACCUGUAUAUGCUUCUACUUAUUCUCCUGCUAUACCUGCUGCCCAUAAACACCUGUCUUUUGUAUCUAUUAAUCAGCGGGUCACAGAAAGUCGAGAGACCCAAAUGACUAUUGAAGAGAGAAAGCACCUCAUUACUGUGAGAGAGGAAGCCUGGAAGACCAAAGGCAAAGGAGCAGCUAACGACUCCACCCAGUUCACGGUGGCCGGGAGAAUGGUGAAGAAAGGUUUGGCAUCACCUAGUGCCAUAACGCCAACAGCGUCGCCAAUAUGCAGUAAGACAAGGGGUACAACACCCAUUUCCAAACCCCUGGAAGAUAUCGAAGCCAGACCAGACAUGCAGUUAGAAUCGGACCUGAAGUUGGACAGGCUGGAAACCUUCCUGAGAAGGCUGAAUAACAAAGUAGGUGGGAUGCAAGAAACUGUACUCACUGUCACCGGCAAAUCUGUGAAGGAGGUGAUGAAGUUGGACGAUGACGAAACCUUUGCCAAAUUUUACCGCAGCAUGGACGAGACUGUGCCAAGGAGUCCUGUGGAGCUGGAAGAAGACUUUGAUGUUAUUUUCGACCCUUAUGUUCCCAAGUUGACAUCUUCAGUGGCUGAGCACAAGCGCGCAGUCAGGCCCAAGCGCCGGGUUCAGGCUUCCAAAAACCCCCUGAAAAUGCUGGCAGCAAGAGAUGACCUCCUCCAGGAAUACACAGAGCAAAGACUCAACGUCGCCUUCAUGGAGUCAAAGCGGAUGAAAGUAGAGAAGAUGUCCUCCAACUCCAACUUCUCAGAAGUCACCCUGGCAGGUUUAGCCAGUAAGGAGAACUUCAGCAACGUCAGCCUGCGGAGUGUCAACCUGACAGAACAGAACUCUAACAACAGCGCUGUGCCCUACAAGAAGCUGAUGCUGCUGCAGAUCAAAGGAAGAAGACAUGUGCAGACCAGACUGGUUGAGCCUCGCGCCUCGUCACUCAACAGUGGGGACUGCUUCCUCCUGCUCUCCCCCCAUCACUGUUUCCUGUGGGUAGGAGAGUUUGCAAAUGUCAUCGAAAAGGCAAAGGCCUCAGAACUUGCAACUUUAAUUCAGACAAAGAGGGAACUUGGUUGUAGAGCUACUUAUAUCCAAACUAUUGAAGAAGGAAUUAAUACACACACUCAUGCAGCCAAAGAUUUUUGGAAGCUUCUGGGUGGCCAAACCAGUUACCAAUCUGCUGGAGACCCAAAAGAAGACGAACUGUAUGAAACAGCUAUAAUAGAAACAAAUUGCACUUACCGUCUGAUGGAUGACAAGCUUGUUCCCGAUGACGACUUCUGGGGGAAAAUCCCGAAGUGCUCCCUUCUGCAGUCAAAAGAGGUACUGGUGUUUGAUUUUGGUAGUGAAGUUUACGUAUGGCAUGGCAAAGAAGUUACAUUGGCACAACGGAAAAUAGCAUUUCAGCUGGCAAAGCACUUAUGGAAUGGAACCUUUGACUAUGAGAACUGUGACAUUAACCCACUGGAUCCUGGAGAAUGCAACCCGCUUAUUCCCAGAAAAGGACAGGGGCGGCCUGAUUGGGCAAUAUUUGGGAGACUUACAGAACACAAUGAGACUAUUUUGUUCAAAGAGAAAUUUCUCGAUUGGACCGAACUGAAGAGACCUAAUGAGAAAAACGCCAGUGAACUCAUCCAGCAGAAGGAGGAUCCUAGGGCCGAAGUCAAGCCGUACGAUGUGACCCGGAUGGUGCCAGUGCCCCAGACGACAGCUGGCACUGUGCUGGACGGGGUGAACGUGGGCCGUGGCUAUGGCCUGGUGGAGGGGGACGACAGGAGGCAGUUUGAGAUAGCCAGCGUCUCUGUGGACGUCUGGCAUAUCCUUGAAUUCGACUACAGCAGGCUCCCCAAACAGAGCAUUGGGCAGUUCCAUGAAGGGGACGCCUAUGUGGUCAAGUGGAAGUACAUGGUGAGCACUGCAGUGGGGAGCCGCCAGAAGGGCGAGCACGCCGUGAGGGUGGCCGGCAAAGAGAGAUGCGUCUACUUCUUCUGGCAAGGCCGGCAGUCGACCGUCAGCGAGAAGGGCACAUCGGCUCUGAUGACAGUGGAGCUGGACGAAGAAAGGGGAGCCCAGGUCCAGGUCCUCCAGGGCAAGGAACCCCCCUGUUUCCUGCAGUGUUUCCAGGGGGGGAUGGUGGUACACUCCGGCAGACGGGAAGAGGAGGAAGAAAAUGCGCAAAGCGAGUGGAGGCUGUACUGUGUGCGAGGAGAAGUGCCCAUGGAAGGAAAUUUGCUGGAAGUGGCCUGCCACUGUAGCAGUUUGAGGUCCAGGACGUCCAUGGUUGUCCUCAACGUAAACAAAGCCCUCAUUUACCUGUGGCACGGAUGCAAAGCCCAAGCCCACACGAAGGAGGUUGGAAGGACUGCAGCAAAUAAAAUCAAAGAACAGUGCCCCCUGGAAGCAGGACUGCAUAGCAGCAGCAAAGUGACCAUACACGAGUGUGACGAAGGCUCCGAGCCCCUGGGGUUCUGGGACGCGCUGGGAAGGAGAGACAGGAAAGCCUACGACUGCAUGCUCCAGGAUCCUGGAAAUUUUAACUUCACACCCCGCCUGUUCAUCCUCAGCAGUUCCUCUGGGGAUUUCUCAGCCACAGAAUUCAUGUACCCUGCCCGGGACCCCUCUGUGGUCAAUUCCAUGCCCUUCCUGCAGGAGGACCUGUACAGCGCGCCACAGCCAGCACUCUUCCUGGUUGACAAUCACCAUGAGGUGUACCUCUGGCAAGGCUGGUGGCCCAUCGAGAACAAGAUCACCGGUUCUGCCCGCAUUCGCUGGGCCUCCGACCGAAAGAGCGCCAUGGAGACCGUGCUCCAAUACUGCCGGGGAAAAAAUAUCAAGAAGCCACCGCCCAAAUCUUACCUGAUCCACGCGGGUCUGGAGCCCCUGACGUUCACUAAUAUGUUCCCCAGCUGGGAGCACAGAGAGGACAUUGCUGAGAUCACGGAAAUGGAUACGGAAGUUUCGAAUCAGAUCACUCUUGUGGAAGACGUGUUAGCCAAGCUCUGUAAAACCAUUUACCCACUGGCUGAUCUCCUAGCCAGGCCACUGCCCGAGGGAGUUGAUCCUCUAAAGCUUGAGAUUUAUCUCACCGAUGAAGACUUCGAGUUUGCACUAGACAUGACAAGAGAGGAAUACAAUGCACUGCCCGCCUGGAAGCAAGUGAACCUGAAGAAAGCAAAAGGUCUUUUCUGAACGGAGAGAUGCUGGUGGAACCUCUGUUGUCACUUUCAAUACCAUUGGACCAGGAAAGUGGAUAUUUUUUGGACUGGUGUUUUUAAAAAUAUUUUUUAAUCAGAGUUUCCAAAACCUGAAUUUAUUAGCUCUCCUGCUUGUCCUGGAGUUGUGUAUUUUGUAAAUGUUUAAGAGAACUCUUCGGGAACUCUUUCCACGAUUCAGCAGGUAAUGUUAAUAAAAACCCCGUAGGCGCACCUCAGCGGCCGCCCCCCCGCGGCCGCCGCAGCACUGCCCUCCUGUUCCAGCUACGCGUUGCCUAUUUUUUUUUAAGCAGUUCUCUUUAUAAAGUGUUAUUUUGAUAGUUGGUGGAUUCUAAAAUAUAUAUAUUUAUAUAAACACCAUAUAAAUCAAAUAUGUAUUUAACAAAGCAGUAUGUAUUCAUUCACUUUUCAGAUUUUGGGGGGGUGUCAAAAUAUUAUUAAAAGGUAGAUGGCGUUGCUUCUGUGGAAUUAGCUCUGCCACCGAUACGUAUAUUCACCAUGUUCAGAAAUGUCUUCUUCAGCAUUAGGUCUUACUUGUUCUGAGUGCUGCUUCCGGUGCUAAAAGGAACAGAAAAUGUGCACUUCCUGGCAUGGAAUCUGUACGAAUUCACCUUUCUACCUUAAUGUCUCCCCAAAAUGUAUAGUGCCUUGUUUUUAUGUACAGUUUAUAUACAUAAAAGUUUGCCCUGCAUUUUUUUGAUGAUGGUUUGGAACAUUAUCUACAAUUUUACUCUAAAAUAGUAGAAAUAAAAAAACAUCUCAAUUUCUAAUACCUGUUGUAAACAUUAAACAUGUCAUCUUGUGAUCUAGGACUCCAAAAUAAAAGCUUCGGAAUAAA
Molecule: messenger RNA, 9208 nt
Organism: Pteronotus mesoamericanus
Lineage: Eukaryota; Metazoa; Chordata; Mammalia; Chiroptera; Mormoopidae
Gene: SVIL
Product: supervillin
Exons: 39
Coding region: 1631-8347 (2238 amino acids)
Biological process (GO): actin polymerization or depolymerization; cytoskeleton organization; barbed-end actin filament capping
Cellular component (GO): actin cytoskeleton; cytoplasm
Molecular function (GO): phosphatidylinositol-4,5-bisphosphate binding; actin filament binding
Source: RefSeq, a predicted model, not a curated record